GUGCGUGGGUGACGAAGGCAUUGAAGUGAUCAACCCGACCACUGGCAAGACGGAGAAAGAGGGCGUGUCCAAACUGAGCAAGCAGGCAAUGUUCGGGGAGUUCCUGGCACUCUACGGCAAACUUCCCGCCCUCACCUCACAGGGCGUUCUGGGACCACCCAGACUGUACUCGGAGGCCAAGGCGGCCGUCAUCGACUACCAGCUAACCAAACAGGCGCUGUUCACAGCCUUCCAGGAGGGGAACCUGGGCCACUGGGUGAAGAAACCUCACGAGUACGACGAGUUCUCUGUUGCCGAAGUCUAAGACAGUCGGAAAUGUUUUCCAUUAUUGAAAGUUUUUUUAUAACAACUCCCCCUCCCCCUCCCCCCCCCCCUCCACCAUGACAUACACCAUUAAGCAUACAUGCACACACACAUAUAUACACACAUGCACAUGCUCAACAGGUCACAUUAUUUGCUUAGUUUUCAACAACACCCCCCCCCCCCUCCAACCAAUCCCUAACAACCUACUCUUACCCCACCCCUCUGUGCCCCCUCUUUAAAUAAAUAAAGUAAAGGCGUUUGCCCAUGCAAUUUCACAUACAUACAUAC
Molecule: messenger RNA, 591 nt
Organism: Aplysia californica (California sea hare)
Lineage: Eukaryota; Metazoa; Mollusca; Gastropoda; Aplysiida; Aplysiidae
Product: double-stranded RNA-specific editase 1
Biological process (GO): adenosine to inosine editing; RNA processing
Cellular component (GO): cytoplasm; nucleolus
Molecular function (GO): double-stranded RNA binding; double-stranded RNA adenosine deaminase activity; tRNA-specific adenosine deaminase activity
Source: RefSeq, a predicted model, not a curated record